AUGAUAGAUCAUAAUGUUAUUGAAAGUUACACCAAAAUCGUUGAUGACAAGCUAUCAAUUGAGUUGAUUUACACAAAGAAGAACGAUGAACUUGUGAAUUGUAAUUUGAAAUUUCAUAAUAUACUGAAUAGCAGGAUGAUAAUAAACGAAACUACAGAUCAAAAUAACAAUCAGUCUGAAAGUUGGUUAUCGGGGAUUUGGGGUCUGAAAGACGAAUCCGUACCAUUGAAACGACCUGAAACUCCAGAUGUUAAGUUAUUCUUGGGGUAUAUCCAAUUGUUUGGUUAUGUCGUCUUAAAUUAUAAGUUUGGUUUAGACGAACCUAAGAAUAUGACAAUUCUGGAUAAAGCCCCAAGAAAUGCAGCAUGGUGGCUCAACAAAGAAUAUUUGGAGAUGUAUGCUGAUUCUGACGAUGACACUUUUGAACGUGAUAUAGCAUUGGACUCAACGCCCUUCAUAUUGGAUAAUAUUGUUGAACCUAUGGUAGUAGGAGGAAAAUUGGGAGGUGUUAAUGAUUUGAUCGUGGAAGAAGAUGGAAGCUCGUCCAUAACCUUGGAUUCAAGUAAAAGGUAUUUCUUGCAUGAUCUUAUACUCAAUUUCAAUUCUUAUAAAAGACCAAGACCUCAUGAGGUUGAGAAUGAUGGAAGAGUGGAGUUAAAAGAGUUAAGUGAUAGUAUAUUGCCCUUUUAUUCCACCAGUCAAUCUUUGUUAUUUUCAGAUUUAAUAAUUGAUCCUUCUUCUACCAAGGAGUUCAGUUUUUCUUUCCCCAAUGUUGAAGACUUACCUCCCAGUUAUAACACUAAUCUGACAGGAAUAACUACUGAACAGGGUUUGAUUAGUAUAAGAUAUCUGAUGAUCUUGGGGUUCCUGAAAUUAGAUCAGUUCAAAAAUUUAUCACCGGUGUCGAUAUAUUAUCCAUUCACUGUUAAAGCUGAGAAGAAAGGACAAGAUGAAAGAUGGUUUCAACCAAAUUAUUUACAGCAUAUAACCAUCGACAAGUCUUGGAAGAUCAAUAUCGAUGAGAAGAAUGAUAUACAGAGUAAUGGGAAUGACCUCAAACUAGAUGGAAGGGAAAUUAAAGAUACGAGAGAGUCAUUUUUAACUGAUUUAAAGAAAUUAAUCGAUUCUGAUUUACACAAUAUACCCAAAAUGUCCACAACAGAAAGAAAGAAAAGUUUCCAGAGUUUACAUGACCCUGAAGAUAUCAAACCGGGCUUAGUACCACAAUUACCACCUCAUCUCAAGAAUCAGUAUCAAAUCUUGGUUAAUAAUAACCAACUUUGUUUAGUUACGAUUUCCAAACCUUAUUAUCAUUUGGGAGAGGACCUUUCAUUCACAAUAGAUUUAAACACCGAAAAUCCGCCAGAAAAGCAAGCAGCCAAGAUCUCGGGAGUUACAGUACAUUUAGAAGCUCAUGAAAUUUUCCAUUUGAAAGACACUAAAAAAAUUACUAACAUUUACAGGGUGAGUCAGAAUGUUAAGCUUAAUUCGUUUUCACCAUCAAUGUUAAAUUCAGUUAUCAUAAACAAUGAACAGAAUCCAUGUUUAUUGAAUGGUUAUUUACACAUUGCCAAUUCGCUUACACAACAAUUUCAAAGUUCAAAAUUAAUGGAUUUGAAAUAUUUUGUAGUGUUUAAAUUCAAUAUGUUACAUUUUGAUAAACACAAAAAUGUCAAUUCACAUGAUGCAACUCCGCAAAAUGGACACACUCGAGGGGGUGCAGAAUUCGAAGCAAAUAAUUCAGGAGGUACGCAAAAUGAAACUAAUGGUGAGAGCUCAAAUGCUGAAACAAACGUUGCCGACACGGAACUAUUAAUGGAAAGUUUGAAUAUAGGAGAAUUCAAUACUGCAAAAUCUUAUGAAUUCAUCAAUAAUUAUAAAUUUAACAAUCCCGGUAAUGAUUUUACAUUUAGAAUCCCCAUAGUUAUUUUACCUUGA
Messenger RNA from Yamadazyma jaroonii, 1938 nucleotides. The record is from the annotation of a GenBank genome assembly. Lineage: Eukaryota; Fungi; Ascomycota; Pichiomycetes; Serinales; Debaryomycetaceae.